CACCUCUCUUCUAGCUUAGCCAGGGCUGAGGCUGCGCUGCCACCGCGCCCUUAGGAAGCCCUAGGGCGUCUAGCUAGGGGACCCCCUCCCCGCCAGGGGACAGGGAAAGAGGCACGGUGCCGGAAGAAAUAUCAUUUAAGAAGAGAAGCAAAACCAAAAAAUAGUAGAGAGAUAAAAGAGUGAGAGUGAGAGAGUGAGAGUGAGAGAAAGCGAGCUAGCAAAAGCAAGUACAGAGAGAAAAAGGGAACUCAAGGAGAAAGAAGUGGUGCCCUGGAGGUGCCCAGGGGGCGUGAGAAUUAAUUCUAAACACAAUAUAUCAAAAUAAAGCAAAAAAAAAAAGGUACAAAAAGUCACAAAGAAAAAAAAAUUCAAGCAUCAAAAUCCAAACUCAAGAAGUCACCGCACUGUUAAAGGAAUUCGGAAGUCAAGAUGUUGGAUACCAUCCACCCAGCCCUCCUCGAAUUAGGAAAACAGGUGUUCCCCACCCUGCCCUCGCUGUCUCAGGAUGAAGUUUCAAAUAUCUGGGCAAAUGUGUCAGAAUUUGUUGAACGGCAGCUAUCCUUACGUAAGGGGGUCCAGAUUCCGGGAUUUGGAACCUUCACCUUUGUAAGGCAAAGGCUCGAUGUGGGAAACAACAAGUUUAUUCUCCUUCAGAGGCCUGUGUUUGUGAUAGCUGAGAAGUUUGCCCAAAUGCAUGGACUCAAACAAAACAAAAUAUUUACUCCUGGUGAUAUCCCAGUUGUUCAGCUUAACUUCGUCAUGAUAUCCCUGGAGGGUCCUUUUAACAGGGAUGUGGUGGAAGGAUGUGUGAAGGAAACAUUGCUCUUUUUAUCCCGAUCCAUUUCUGUCAAACAAAAUGUGGAGUUUACAUUCAAGGGAAUAGGGGUCCUCAUGAUUAGAGACAGCAAAGUGAAGAUGAGGUUCUAUAAGGACUUCCUGUGUUCCAUGGAUGGAAGUGGGAAUUUGGUUAAAGCUCUUUCAAAUAGGCCUGGGACGACAGACUCAGUGAUGUCUAACAGAGAGGGAACUGCCCAGCGUCCUUGCAGUGUGUGUGCUUUUCCAAGGAUUGAGCCCAAGGAUCUAGAAACCAAACCAGCUAUAGAAACCAUCAAAGAAGUUGAACUGACUGGCCCUCUGGAGUGUAAGAACAAAGACCAGGGAGAAAAAGAAGAAGUAAGAGAGAGCAUUUCAGCCAAGAGGCUUCGGGCUAGGCAAGCUAUCUCUCCUGUCAAAGUGACAGGAAUCAACUUGAUAGACAGGGUGGAGAAGAACAAUACUCUGAAGCCUUCAGCACCUGAAAGAUUAAAAUCACCAAGUUCUCUGAAAUCAGACAUGGACAUGAAGCCCAAAACUCCUGUUGUCCCUCUUUGCCAGGGCCAUGUAAAAGCAGGACAGGAGAUGUGCUAUGUAUGUUUACAACGAUCCCAACGGAAUGUACCAGUGUACUGCAGCGAAGAGAGGAAAAGGAAGGAAAUAGAAGAUGACCGGAUCAUACAGCAGUAUCAAAUGCUGAAAGACCAGGAGGCACUCUAUAAACAUCAGGCUAAAAACUUGGCUAUUAGAGAACAAAAUCAGAAAAAUGCUGCAUAUAAUCUUGGAGUUGCUGAAGCUAUCAGAAGCCACAAGAUUGAGAAACCUGAGUUUUAUAAAUCCUAUAUUUUUGACAAACGACCACUUAGUCCUGAGAUUAAUUCUGCUAAGCAAGAGGAAUAUUCCCAAGGUCUUCUGAAACAAAUGGAGAGCAGACGAGAAAAGGAAUUGAAGCAGAAACAGAAUGCUGAGCUAAUGGACCGCCUAGAACAAGUACAGCUCACAGAAGAUCUUGCUGCCCAAAGAUCAAAGUACUUAAAAGACAGAAUGGAAGAAGCACAAUAUUACAAGAGGGCCUUGGAUGUACAGAUAAAGAACAGGCCACCUCCACUGCCUGUAUAUGAGCCUGAUUCAUCAGAGCCCAUCUUCGGGAAGAUGGAUAUGACCAAUGAACGUCUGGCAGAGAAGAAGCAGCGGGAGCAAAAGUACAUGAAGCACCAGCUGCAGACAGUGGCGGACCACAAGAGGACAGCCAUCCUGCGCCAGCUGGUGGAUCAGAGGCGGGAUAUAGAAAUGUUGCAGAAGACCCAGAGAGAGCACUUGGCAGAAAGGAUGGCGGAGCUCGAGAGGACAAUGAAGAUGAACCAAGGCCUGCAAGACAACUGGGAGAAGAGCGCUGAGCUGAAGAGGCAUCGGGACAUGGAGGAGAAGAUCUUCAAACGGGCUUCUGACAAGUUGUUCAUCCUGGAUCAAUGCGAGAAGUAUCGACGCUGUUGCCAGUGUAAGAGGCGUCUGAACAACUGUGGGGAAACUAACCUGUGGCCGAUGACCAGACACUUACAUGGCUCCAGACUGCUGGUUUAAAAAGAAUGUUUGGGCCUGGGUUUCCUGGGGAAAAGUUCUACUCUUUUGGAUGUGGUGAUGUGACUGUGGACUGCUUAUCACACCUCAAUGAAAACAAUAUUAUGAGGUUUUUUUGUGCCUUCGGUUUUAGAAGUCUUUUUCUCUAUGUUCUCUAGUAGAGUUCACAUAAAAAAAAUCAAAUGGAAAAAAUAGGUUCCCCCCUUCCUGGUCACCCCAGUUGAUUGUCAAUGCUUCUGUCUGCUUGGAGUUAAGGUGGGAGUAUGGUGGUAAGGGCUAGAUUACCACUGGCUUAGGGCCCCGGGGAUGGGAGCAAUGGUUAUUCCUGUCCCUCUGUUUGGUGGGAUUUGUGAGACUGGGAUGCUACUGUGUUAUCCCUGCCCCUAUGUGACCUUGGGCAAGUCACUUUAUUCUUUUGUGCUAUAAUAAGCAUUAUUAUAAUAAAUAUUUUUCAAAGUGCCUACCUGUGCGUGGCAUUUGAUAAUAGCAACUGUCCACCCCUUAGUUAACCCUAUCUUCUCCAGGGCAACUGGAAGCAUUAGGGUUGGAGUCACAACCACAGGUGGGGCCCAAGCCUAAGAGAGUUAAUGGGACCUGAGUAGAAGGCUUAGGGGCCUGAGGCUUUGUCUGGUAAGAAUAGAAGGUAGAAGACAGCAGAAAGCCUCCCUGAAGAUCAAACAGGUUUGAAUUCUGGGGGAGGUCCAGGCAGUGUGGGGAGCAGGGGACCUAAUUCUCUGAUACUAGUGGAACAAAACUCUUAUCAGGAGGGGGAUAUAUGGAGGAAUAAUAGGCAUAUGAAGGUAGAUCAAAAAGGGAUGAUCCAAAGUAAAAGGACUGGAGGAAUCUUGACAGCCCCCUCCCCUCUGGUUCUUAAAGAGGGGCAUUUCCUAGUCAGCCCUUGUUACCGAGCCAUGAGUUGGUUAGAAUAUUUCCUUACCUUUCUUUUUUUCACAUAGGACACACUUAUAAAUGUACUGGCAUAUUCUAAAUAUCAUCCUCUCCCUUCUCCCUCCUCAUGAUCAACCAUAGUAAUCCAAACAUCCAUAAGUUUUACAUCCAUCCAAACUCCAAACACCAUGUGUCCGUCCCCACAACCUCCACCGUCCCUUAUCUUUCUACCUUGCAUAUUACUAUCUCCUUUCCCAGUUGGACACAGAAAGACGAAUGAGGAAACCUGAUGUGAUGUGAACACACUGCAAUCACAAUAUCAUUUUAAGCAGUCUUGGUUUCUUUUUAUACUUCGUUUUUGCUGAUUGCAUGGGUUGUGCCAUCAGCAAAUACCAAAGAGAAGAGCACAUGAUCAUAUUAUUACAUAGAAUCUUAGAUUCUUGGGAGUUGGACAGGACCUCAGGUGAACUGAUUCAGCCCCCUACCUGAAGUAUGGAUCCCAUCCUUGACAAGUAGUCAUCUAGCAUGUGCUUGAAGAAGACGUCCAAUAACAGGGAACUCACCACUUCUGGAGGAAACCUUUGGUUUGAGUGGUUGGAAAUUCUUCAUGUUGAUCUGAAAUUUGUUUCCUUGUAAUUUACAAUCCUAGUCAAGCUCCAAGCUUAAUAAAGAUCAGCUUAAUUCUCAUCUGUUCUGGAUAAACAGGUGGUUGUUGUGUGUUGUUGAGUCGUUUCAGUCAUGUCUGACUCUUCAUGACCCCAUUUGGGGUUAUUUUGGCAAAGAUGGUUGAGUGGUUUGCUAAUUCUUCAGCU
Dromiciops gliroides (monito del monte) is the source of this 4091-nucleotide messenger RNA. It is a transcript of the gene CCDC81, whose product is annotated as coiled-coil domain containing 81. Lineage: Eukaryota; Metazoa; Chordata; Mammalia; Microbiotheria; Microbiotheriidae. Bases 430 to 2394 code for a protein of 654 amino acids. Gene Ontology annotation, cellular component: centrosome. The record is from RefSeq and is a predicted model, not a curated record. The transcript has 15 exons.